AUGUCCAGUAAAGCUCCUCCACCACCUGCGGAUGUAUUAGGCUGGACUAAAGGCUAUUGGGCCACAAACACUUCACGAAGUUAUGAUCGUAAGCGCGCACUUAAAUAUUUGAAUUCGUGUAUAUCCAUAUAUCUAUUAACUCCUCUCUAUUUGAUGGGCUUGUCUCAGAACGGGUUUGGCACUUUACAUGGAGGAGCAAUCGGCAUCUUUAUAGAUGCUCUUGGAUCUCUCGCCAUUGCUUCAAACGGGCCCGCUUACGCAGCACACGUCUCAGUCGACAUCAACACGACAUUCAUCGCUGGAGCUAAUCUGGGUGAAAUCUUAGAAUUGGAAGGUGUUGUUGACAAACUUGGAAAGAGUCUAGCAUUCACAUCUGUAUCAGUCAAGGUUGGAAACAAGGUCGUUGCCUUGGGACGACACACGAAAUUUAUGAUGCCACCACCAAAACUUUGA
This is a messenger RNA of Synchytrium microbalum, 453 nucleotides long. RefSeq lists its product as uncharacterized. The transcript has 4 exons. NCBI's taxonomy places the organism in Eukaryota, Fungi, Chytridiomycota, Chytridiomycetes, Synchytriales, Synchytriaceae. Gene Ontology annotation, molecular function: fatty acyl-CoA hydrolase activity. The coding region runs from base 1 to 453 and encodes 150 amino acids. The record is from RefSeq and is a predicted model, not a curated record.